AUGGCUAAGUCAUAUUUGCUGUAUUACUUUUAUAUUUCAAUAUUUAGUUGUAUUAACAUAAAUUCGUAUUCUUUAAGAACAUUUUCGGAAAACGAUAUUAAAACGUACAGAGAAAAAGUGUUACAAAUGUUUUAUCAUGCAUAUGACAAUUACUUGAAAAAUGCUUUUCCUUAUGAUGAAUUGCAACCUAUAUCCUGUCGUGGUAUGGACACUUGGGGAAGUUUCUCUUUGACUUUAAUUGAUGCUCUUGACACGUUAGCUGUUAUGAAAAACUAUUCUGAAUUUAGACGAGUUGUAUCAACUCUUCUAUCUACUGCAGAUUUUAAUGCAAACAUUAAUGUAUCUGUAUUUGAAACAAAUAUUCGUGUUGUUGGAGGCUUACUAUCUGCUCAUCUAUUGUCAAGACAGGCAGGCUUAGAUGUUGAUCCUGGAUGGCCGUGUUCAGGGCCUUUAUUGAAUCUGGCUGAGAAAGUUGCUAGACGUCUUUUGCCAGCAUUCAAUACUAAGACUGGAAUGCCCUAUGGAACAGUUAACUUAAAAUAUGGUGUUCCUGCUGGAGAAACACCAAUAACUUGCACUGCUGGUGUUUCAACCUUUAUUAUUGAGUUUGGUACCUUAAGCCAUCUCACUGGCGAUCCGAUUUUUGAAAAAGUUGCUGUGAAGGCCUUAAAUGCUCUGUGGAAACAUAGGUCAUCAUUAGGCUUGGUAGGUAAUCAUAUCAAUGUUCAAGAUGGAAAAUGGACUGCUUUAGAUUCAGGAAUUGGAGGAGGUGUUGAUUCUUAUUUUGAGUACUUGGUGAAAGGUGCUAUAUUGUUUCAAGAGCCAAAAUAUAUGAAAAUGUUUAAAGAGUAUGAAAAACUAAUUUCGAAGUUUAUGCAGAAAGAUGAUUGGUACUUUUGGGUUAGCAUGAGUAGUGGUCAAAUAACAAUGCCAACAUUCCAGUCUCUUGAAGCAUUUUGGCCUGGACUUUUGACCCUAGUAGGAGACAUUGAGCAAGCUGUCAAGACCCUGUACAACUAUCAUCAGAUUUGGAAGCAGUAUGGCUUUACACCUGAAAUUUAUGAUGUUUCCCAUAAUAAUGCUAAAAGAGAAAAUUAUCCUCUUAGACCAGAGCUAAUAGAAAGUGUCAUGUAUUUAUAUUCGGCAACAAAAGAUCAACAUUUGCUUGAAAUUGGUGUGGAUAUAUUGGAAUCAAUUGAACACAGUGCAAAAACAGAUUGUGGUUAUGCUACUAUCAAAAAUGUUAUGGAUCAUAAAAUUGAAGAUAGAAUGGAAUCUUUCUUUCUGGCUGAAACAACGAAGUACUUAUAUCUUCUUUUUGAUCCUGAAAAUUUUAUUCACAAUAAUGGUUCUUGUGGAGAAAUUAUUCAAAUGGCUGGUGGAUACUGCGUAAUUGGGGCAGGUGGCUAUAUCUUUAAUACGGAAGCUCAUCCAAUUGAUAUUGGUGCUGUGUAUUGUUGUAGUGGAAAGCACCAAGAUCAUCAGCUGUUGCUGUAUGAUUUUCAGAAAACUAUGGAUUUACAUUCCUUGCUAGAAAUUCGCCGUAAACAUGAUUUCUUUAAAGUGUUUCGACAAAAGAGCAACUUUAAGUCAAAAAAUAAAAAGACAAAACAAAGAGAGGAAAAAGUAAGCUCUAAUUUAUUCCUUCCAGAUGCAAAAAAUACUGUAGAUGCAUCAGUAUCUUCUGUUUCUGUCAGUCAUAGUGAAAGUGAGAGAACUAAUGAAAAUGAGUCUAAUUUAGCACAGGAUGAUGCAUCUCUCUUGAAUAGUUUUCAGCAAGAGAGUGAUGUUCAUCAAAGCUAUGUAGAACAGUUGAGUUCGUCAGACUCAUUUGAUAAACUUGAAAAUUUUUCAGAUCUUUCAAGUAAUCAAAAUUCUGAAGUGUUGAAUAAUGCAGAUAAUGAAUACCAACUGCAGUCUGUUACUGAGGAACAACUGAACGACUCCCUUGAAGGUACUCAGGUAACUGAAGAUGAGGUUGUAACUGAGCCAGCAAGUGAAAUUGAUUCCUCAAAAUUAAAUGAUGGGAAAGGGUUUGAAGACAGUUUUAGUGAAAUAUAUGAUGAAAGUUUUAAUGAUUAUGAGCUGUUAUCAUGCCCAGCUCAACCAUACACUUCACGAAUAAAUUUAAUGGGUGAAAUGUUUAAUAUUUAG
Messenger RNA from Uloborus diversus, 2154 nucleotides. Its product is annotated as ER degradation-enhancing alpha-mannosidase-like protein 2. Gene Ontology annotation, cellular component: endoplasmic reticulum; membrane. Bases 1 to 2154 code for a protein of 717 amino acids. Gene Ontology annotation, molecular function: calcium ion binding; mannosyl-oligosaccharide 1,2-alpha-mannosidase activity. Gene Ontology annotation, biological process: mannose trimming involved in glycoprotein ERAD pathway; carbohydrate metabolic process; endoplasmic reticulum mannose trimming. The record is from RefSeq and is a predicted model, not a curated record. The transcript is spliced from 9 exons. NCBI's taxonomy places the organism in Eukaryota, Metazoa, Arthropoda, Arachnida, Araneae, Uloboridae.